AUGAUUGUGAUAUGUACGAGAGAGCUAUGGGAAAGACAUCUGAGAUUCGACAAUGACAUGAGUUUGAAAGAAAAAGGAAGCGCACAAAUGAAAAUGAGAAUGGAAAUCAACGAAGCGAAUUUUUUGGUUUCUGACAAUUUAGAGCAUUAUUCAAAGGCGGAAUUGACAGUAAAAUCUCUUCGCCAUUGUCAAACUAAGUGA
Messenger RNA from Clunio marinus, 201 nucleotides. The record is from the annotation of a GenBank genome assembly. Lineage: Eukaryota; Metazoa; Arthropoda; Insecta; Diptera; Chironomidae.